GGCACGGUGUACGAUGAUGUGCGUUUGAGCCGAUGAAGCUCGGCUCGGGAUUUAUUCCGGAGCUGGCGACUCACUUAGCUGCGUUACUGCCGGCACUGAGGAGGAGGAGGAGAUGGGGAAUUCUCUGGGCUGCGUUAAAGAGCCGAAGGAAAAAGCUGUGGGAAAGGCACCCCUGUCUCCCAAAAAAAGGGUCCGCUUUAAACGGAGGCGGAGGGGGAAGAGGAGAGAGAUGCCGGAGGCAGCCCCGCAGGAGGAGCCCCCAGCCCUGGAGAUGGCUGAGGAUGAGGAAGCACCGAAGUCGAAGGCAGCCCCCCGGCAGGAGGGAGGAGAGGAGCCCCCCAGAAGCUGGCAGCACGGCGGGGACACCAACCCGGUGGCCCUGCACCCCGGGCUCAUCGUGCAGGUGAAGGAGCGGUUUCAGGGGGAGGUGCAGAAAGCUCGCCUGGUGCUGGAGCCGCAGCGGCCGGGUGCGGCGGGAGCUUCCCUGGAGGAAGGCACCACCGUCAUCGCCCGCUUGCUGGAGAACCCGGCCGAGAAGGACUGCGAGAGGGCAGUGAGCCGGCUGGUCGAGCUGCAGAGGAGCGGUGCAGGCAGCCGCCGGGCUGUGCUGCUGCCCCUGCCUGGGGGGGACCGGUGGCCGCGUGGAGGGGCUCCUCUCCCCGGUGAGCACCGUGUCCGGCGAGGAACCAGCGAAGAGCCGGGAGAAAGGAGGCAGCAAUGAUCCCAGCUCCAGCGCCCCGUGGACCUGCUCCUCCGCAGCAGAGCCGGGUACCGUUUCGGAGCUGUCUACGCCGUCCCCCAUGGUGGAUCAGCUGGAAAACCCCGGUGUGGGGAGAACCUCA
Molecule: messenger RNA, 842 nt
Organism: Falco peregrinus (peregrine falcon)
Lineage: Eukaryota; Metazoa; Chordata; Aves; Falconiformes; Falconidae
Exons: 1
Coding region: 113-721 (202 amino acids)
Source: RefSeq, a predicted model, not a curated record